UUUUUAAAUUUGGAUUUACAUUCGCUGAACUUGGAAAGACCUGGAUCCAAUACUGCAAAUUUAUAUUAAAAAACAUAGCAAACACCUUUAUCACUCUGAUGGCUUAUUGGCUCCAUGGGUAUGCUUUUGCAUUUGGAGAGGGCAGUGACUUCAUUGGCACCAAGUACUUCUUCACCUUGGGUAGCCCCAACCUCUGUCACUUUUUUUUUAAUUACGCCCAAUGUGCUGUGGCUACGACUGCUGCAUUGAGAGCUGUUAUUGAGAGGACAGAGCCCAUAGGCUACCUCAUAUCCAGCCAUGUAUUCCCAAACUGUGGUCCGCGGCCCAAAGAUCUGCCGAGACACAGCCCCGGCUUGACCACACUCUAUUCCCCUCCCCAGGAUUGUGGUGGCAGCAGGGUGGUGUUCUUAGUUGGUGGUACUGUGGCUUUGGUAGCCUGUUAUAUCAUAGGAAUAACUGCCCCAGGGGAGGGUCGGCUAGCAGCUCUCUGCGUCCUGAACAUUCUGUUGGCAGGAGCAUCCUCUGGACGAUAUGGGCUCAUCUUACAAUGUCUGCUAAAGAGCUACUACAACGUGGAUUGUUUCAUCAACACCACAAUCGCUGGCCUGGUGUGUAUGUGCACUUACUCCCUGGCCACCAGUGUGUCAGUAUCCGUGUGUGCAGAGGCCAAUAGCUACAUCCCUCGAAUUUCAGUAAUGUGUGGAGCCACCUCAUCAUUUUUCUAUUUCAUAAUGGACUGGUUAGUAUUGAGAAAUAAGAUUGAUGAUCCACUGCAUGUCAUUUCAAUUUACCUGGGGAGUGGAGUCUCGGGCUUGAUUUUCGCAGGUUUCUUUUCAGCACAGGGCACUUUAGGUGGCACAGACAAG
Messenger RNA from Polyodon spathula (Mississippi paddlefish), 866 nucleotides. Its product is annotated as ammonium transporter 2-like. Gene Ontology annotation, biological process: ammonium transmembrane transport; ammonium homeostasis. Gene Ontology annotation, cellular component: membrane. Gene Ontology annotation, molecular function: ammonium channel activity. The record is from RefSeq and is a predicted model, not a curated record. Lineage: Eukaryota; Metazoa; Chordata; Actinopteri; Acipenseriformes; Polyodontidae.